Molecule: messenger RNA, 819 nt
Organism: Protopolystoma xenopodis
Lineage: Eukaryota; Metazoa; Platyhelminthes; Monogenea; Polystomatidea; Polystomatidae
Source: the annotation of a GenBank genome assembly
GAGGCCAAACGCUUUGGCAAUAUUGACAAAAGCUGGCAAAGAAUAAUGCAACGCGCCCACGAGGUGCCGAAUGUGGUGACCUGCUGCACAGGGGAUGAUACGCUUCUUCAACUUCUACCUCAUCUUUUAGAACAGCUAGAGCUCUGUCAAAAGUCACUUACUGGAUAUCUGGAGAAAAAGCGACUUGUAUUCCCGCGUUUCUUCUUCGUGUCUGACCCUGCUCUUCUUGAGAUUUUGGGUCAGGCCUCUGACUCUCACACUAUACAGGCGCAUCUCUUGAGUGUGUUCGACAAUACAAAAACAGUCACAUUCGACGAGAAGUUCUACGAUAAAAUUGUUGCAGUCAAUUCCCAAGAGGGCGAGUCUAUCUCACUGGAUCAUUCAGUUAUGGCACAAGGAAACGUAGAAGUCUGGCUCGGAGAACUGCUAAAAUCGUCACGCAACUCUCUUCACAGCAUAAUAAAGGCGGCUUGGUUCGCCAUUAAUGACAUUGCCAACUUCAAAUUGAUGGAUUUCGAGACUGGCCAUCCUGCUCAGGUUGGCCUACUUGGCAUCCAGAUGCUGUGGACUCGCGACGCCCAAGAGGCUCUGACACAAGCUAAAGUGGAUCGCAAAAUAAUGCAACAGACUGCCCAGUUCUUCUCGGACAUCCUUAAUGAGUUGAUUGGCGUUACCACACAGGAGCUCAGCAAGAUAGACAGAACCAAGUUUGAGACUUUAAUCACCAUUCAUGUGCAUCAAAAAGACAUUUUUGAUGAUCUGGUCAGUUGGAGAAGCCUCAGCGACGAAUUUAAUCUUUAUUGGUUCUUACAUCUUUAA